Messenger RNA from Myotis davidii, 1250 nucleotides. RefSeq names its product transmembrane protein 207 (gene TMEM207). Bases 134 to 571 code for a protein of 145 amino acids. The record is from RefSeq and is a predicted model, not a curated record. Lineage: Eukaryota; Metazoa; Chordata; Mammalia; Chiroptera; Vespertilionidae. The transcript is spliced from 5 exons.
CAGUCACAAGGAGCCAUCAUUAAUGAGUGCUCUGGUAGGAAGCAUAAUUUAUAGAGAAGCUAGCAAGUUCUGAGGAAGAGGGAAAUUAACACGGACAGCAAACCACUAUCUUUGAGCAGCUUGUCCUUUAAGCAUGUCGAGAUCCAGUCCUUUUAGUUUCACUUCAGUGAUCUCCAAAAUGGGAACCUGGAGUUUGCCACUAUUCCAGUUGGUGCUCUCGGACCCACCAUGUGAAGAAAAUGAAAUGCACAUAAACUAUAAAAAUCAAUACCCAAAUGACUGGUAUAUCUGGUUCUUGCUCCUAAUUUUCCUGGUGGCUCUGCUAUGUGGAGCAGUGCUCUUCUGCCUUCCCUGCUGGCUGAGGAGAUGCGGGAUCAGUUCCUCAAGACGCACCGUGGCUGUUUUUGCUGUCGGCGACUUGGACCCUGUUUAUGGGACGGAAGCAGCUGUGAAUCCAGCUGUUGGAAUUCACCUUCCAACUCAAAACCCUGAACUGUAUCAUGUUUCAGGUUUCAACACUUCAGGAGCACCUCCUCCAUAUGAAGAAAUUCUGAAAUCAAGCCAACUUUAGCUAUGGAUCAUCAAUUGAAGAGAUUAGAAAUAUUUUUAAGACCAAAACAUCAAAAUUAGGGACAAUUUUUCUCAUUUAGUGGGAAUUCCAAGAGAUCAAUUAAUAUAGCCUUGGAAAGGACAAAUAGACAAAACAAUGAAUGUAGGGGGAAAAUUUUGGUCAGAAACAUAUUUUAGUAGUAUAUUAGUGGACUCAAUGAAUAACUGCUGUUACAUUUUCUUUUGCUAUAUCUCUAAGUUAAUGUUUCUCCAUUAAUACUCAUCGACAGUAAUUAAUAUGUAGUGAUCUCAAUUAAGUUUAGGAUUCCACUCUAGUACACAUCGCAGCUUUCUCUGCCUAAAUAUUUCUGUUUUAAUGUGAUCUCUCUCCUAAUAUGGAGUCAAUAAAAAUUGUCAUAAUUUAACAAUGAUGCAAACAGAUAUUCAGACACAUCCAGAGCCAGAAUCAGGGAAAAACAAAAAGUUAGAAUAAAUCCUCAAAAACGGUUAGGCUAUGAAUAAUACAAAUGAUUAAUAUUAAGUUUUAAAAUGGGUGUUAUUCAUAUUGACAAUCUAGGAGAGGGAAGAAUGUGUGAAGGAAGGUGGCUGAAAAUAAUGAGAAAGCUAAAUCCUAACCUCCAAUGGUGGGAAGUCAAUGAAUAAUAUCUAAAAUUAAAACAAAAAUCAAGAAAUAAUGAAAA